Molecule: messenger RNA, 5864 nt
Organism: Gigantopelta aegis
Lineage: Eukaryota; Metazoa; Mollusca; Gastropoda; Neomphalida; Peltospiridae
Product: cubilin-like
Exons: 23
Coding region: 225-2999 (924 amino acids)
Source: RefSeq, a predicted model, not a curated record
UGAGAGAAGGAGAUGUCAUCUAUGACAAACACAUUUUAACAUGUACAGGGCGACAGGUUUCUGAAGGUGUAUCGGGUCACGGCGUCCGUAAAUAACGAAAGGAAACAUGGCGACGGAGUACCUGAAACCCGGUCGAAGAAAACCAAUGUAGUUUGUGAGAGAUGCGUGGUCAAAUUAACACUGCGGAUGGUUGAGUGUUUUAACGUUGGCAGUCUGAUGACAAGAUGGGUGGCCUUCUGGGUACCUGGCUGGUGACCUUGCUGUACGUCGCUUCAGCCCAGACGGCCAUAUCAUGUCCGGAGGAACGCCAACGGAUACGGAAAGUUACGGAGAAUAAAUCCACUUGGGACGUUGGCCCCGACAUCGGAGAGUCUGUCUGCGCAUGGCGGCUCGAGGUAGACGACCCUGACCGAGUUAUCGUUGUCAUGCCAACUGGCGACCCAGCUCAGGCACCCGGAUGUAAAAACCUUUCGGUCGAGUUCUCACCGAAUAGAAAAGAACAUUUGUGUGGAGUGUUUUGGAGUUCAGACAGAGUUCUCGUUCUUUAUUUGACACCACCAGACAACGCCACUAGCUUUCAAUUCAACAUUACCUACUACUCUAAAAUGAAGGACGACUACGAAAGCCAAACCGUGUUCCAGGCCUACCCAGACCCGUCUGUUAUAUGGGUGUCCGGAUCUCAACACGCAGACAGCAACACGUCUUAUCCCGUCUUUGACUGGCUGCUAAAGACGCACAGCGCUUGUAUCGAAAUCAAAGUCCUUGAUCAUCCAUCAAUACGCAGAUAUAUCAGUGUUCAUGAUGGAAGUGACGCGGAGUCGCCGGAGCUGGGCGUGUGUGGGGGCUUGGACCCGGGCCAGAUAUCAGGGACGACCAACGCGAUGUUUGUGAGGAGAAAGUCACACACAGACCUGUUCACAAAGACCACCUCGCCUCAACCUGGAUUCUGGAUCUCCUUCAAAUCAACAUCUGUUUGUAAUGGUGACGUCAUUCACCUCCGUGCAGCUAGUGAUAUACAAGCCAUCCACUCCCCCACAAUAUCACCGACCAAUCAGAGCUACCCAACAAACAUCAAGUGUCGCUGGUUAAUACAAAGCGCUAGUACAGGCAACGUGAUCAGUCUAAAAGCCUUGAAGUCUGACCUGGAAUCCACCUACAAGUGUGUCAAGGACAGUCUGGUGGCCUUUGAACCCUUGACUAGCGUACUGAUUAAGCGAUGGUGCGGACAGACGGAACCGAACCUGGUGUCGUCCAGUUCCACCAUGCUAGUCGAGUUUGUAUCCGACUCGUCCGACGUAAAACCAGGAUUCCUGCUGCAAUACCGAACUAGGGAUAAAGUGACAUGUGGCAGCACUUAUUUGAAUGCACCGACUACCGGAUACCGACGUGUUUUCGAGUCGCCAGGAUACCCGGCAUAUUACCCAAACAAUCUGGACUGUGAGUGGCAGGUGCAGUCGGACUCGGCGUACUAUGGCGUACGGCUGGAACUGACCAUGGUGAACCUGGAGAGAACUGACCAGGGAGACUGCGUGGACUACCUCCACAUUCAAGAUGGAGACGCAGUUCGGUCGAGUGUCUGUAAGCCGGGGCAUGCCGGGAAGAUGUUCGAGUCGUCUCAGUACGGACUGGUCGUGUCUUUCCACAGCAAUUCGAAUAUCACCUACCCGGGCUUCAAAAUCACUUACUACUCGUUUCCCAAGUCUACUAAAGACUUUGGCUGUAAAGCAUAUCUGAAUGCUACAGAAAACCCCCAGCAGCUGUUCUCCCCUGCCUACCCACAGGAUUACCCAAAUAACUUGCACUGCAGCUGGAUUUUCAAGGCUAAGGAACACGACAGCAUUAUCGUCAUCGAAGUGGUCGACUCGGAGAUGGAGAUAUCGCCCACCGACGACGGCGACUGUUCCGCCGACUACGGCGUGGCAUACGACGGUCCUGACGAAACCUACCCUGUGCUGGGUCGCUGGUGUGGCCUCGCCGAGCCCUCGUUCCGCAGUCGGAGUCAAUACCUGAACCUGGUGUUUGUCACCGACCCCGUGCGACGAUACAGAGGCUUCGAGAUCAAUUUCUACACCAUGAAAGAUUAUAAGUUCUGCCCUUACAGAAGAGUGAUGAAACUUGCUGCAACGAGCAGAAUAAAAUAUUUUAACUCGCCAAACUAUCCAAAGAAUUACCCCAGUAACAUCGACUGUCGUUGGUUGAUCUCGGCUCCAAAUUCCUCAAUGGUGGUCAAGUUGGUUGUCGUGGAGUCGGAUCUGGAGACGUCUCAAGUGUGCUCCUUCGACGCAGUCUACGUUUACGACGGGAAGCAAGCAACUGCCGUUAAACAACUUGGGUAUUUCUGUGGUGCUUCCACCCCCGUGUUUAGGAGCACCCAACAACACAUGUAUCUGGAGUUCAAAUCAGACUCCUCUACCAGCGAACGUGGGUUUAAAAUAAUGUAUCAAGCUAUCCGCAUUUCAGAUAGCAAAAACAGUUCCGUAGUUGGCAUCAUAAUAGGAUGUGUUCUCGGCGGACUGGCGCUUGUAGCCGCCAUUGCCACGACGACGGUGUUUAUUGUUCGACGACGUAAGCAGCGUGGCCGCGAACCACAGACCGACUCCCGAGCGCGGCGUGCCAGCGGCAUCGUGGUUAACGUCAACAGAACGGACAACACCGUGUUCUUCAUGUCGCCUGUCUUCUUCACUCACGGCGACUCCACCGAUCACCUCGAAUUGCCUGCGCCCCCUCCGUACCCGGGUCUACCCAACGACAGCUUCAUCUCAGAUUGUCAACAUCUGUAUGACGUGAACGACUUACCUCCCCCUUACUCUGAAAUCGACACGAGUUUGACGUCUGCAUCGAACGUCUUGCCGCCAACAGUUCCUAACGCAGGCGACACGUCUGCUGCCAGAGGUGAACCAGGUGCAGAGACCUCGCCUCCGAGACCUGUGAUAUACAGAGAUCGCAGACGACCAGGCUUCGGAAAACCCAACAGAAACUCCAUAGAGACGUGCGUUUGAUGGCUCAUUGAGCAGAGGCAGAUUCAAAGGGGAUCAGGAGACCUAUCCCUCCCUUAAAUAAGGCCUAUAUUGGAGUGCCUUUUUCUGGGGUUUAUCCCCCCCCCCCCCCCCACUAGAAUGCCCUUUUCACAAGUUGGUUACUGUGCCUUUUCCCCCUUCGUUCCCCCUCUAAAAAUAUUUCCUAGAUCCGGUUUUUGAUACACAUAGCGCUGGGGCGGAUUCAAAUGGAACAAGGGACCCGUCACCUUCCAAAAAUACAUUAAAAUUCCUUUGUUUACCACCGUUUUUUUAAUUGGGAUGCCCUUUUCACGAGUUGUUCAAUGUGCCUUUUUUCCCCCCUUUCGUACCCCUUCCUAGAUUAGCCCCAAGUUCAGCCAGCAAACGUUUCGCUAACUUUCGCGAACUAUUUGAAUGGUUCCCGAAGUGGUAAUUCGGUUUACUGUGUAGAGUAAAAAUCAGUCUAACGAACGUUAGCGACAAGCGGUUGACUGAACAUAUUCCGGACAUUUACAAAAAAACGGCUGGAUGUAAACGAAAUACAAGUCUGUAGGAAUGGUUGUUCCUCCGAACUCUGUGUCUCCUAGCAAUAGCAGUCCUAAGUCUAGCAUAUCUAGCAAUGCAAUCAAAAUUUAAGUCAAGUGGUAUGUAUGGAAAUUGAACUGCAAUGAAAACGAAUCAAAAAGCAGUUUCUAUGAUUACUAAGAAAUGGGAGUCUAAGACUACUCUACCUAGGAACCGAGGUCCGCAGGAUGUGACAGGAUCUCGGUUCCUACAGACUUUCAUUCCUGUAACACCGGCUGUUUAACGACGACGCACCUUUGUGGGGCUUUGUGUUGAGACCUGGGGCCUAAUUCACUAAACUCUCGCAACUUUGCGAUCUCGCAGUGCAAUGCUAAAAGACUUGCGAAGAGGAUACGUUUGUUGUCUAGCAGCGCCUAAGAGACCGUUAUGAAUUAGGCCCUUGUACUGUCAGUAGACAACACAAAAACAAUUCGCAAGAUUCUGUGUUGAAAAAGAGUGAGGCGUGUUUGUGUGAUUCACUGGAUUACGUGGAGUACAGUCACAAAACGUGUACACAUAGACAGUUCGUAUAUAAUAUACUUUAUAGCACACAUAUGACAAAGUCAAUGCACUAUAUUAGUUCAUUGUUAAAGACUUGUGGCAGCUUGUGUUUAGUCAAAUGUUAAAAUAUUUAUGCAAGUCAGCAUCCAUUUGUUUUGUUGUCUUAUUCAAUCUUUUCAUGUUGCAUAAAUGAUGUGACAAUCAGCACGUUUGUUACGUAUGCAUGUGUUAAUACCUUUGUUUACGUUAAUCAUGUACAUGUAUAUAUGUAUUUAUAAUAAUCAAGUCAACUUUUGCAUUGAGCUACAAAUCAUGUUUUCGCGUAUAGCUUUAUUUUUCACAAACUAAAUCCUAGACAAAUGAAACUUGGCUUAUAUUUACAUCCCGAUGCAUUUAUGCAUGUGUGUGUGUGUGUGUGUGUGUGUGUGAGAGAGAGAGAGAGAGAGAGAGAGAGAGAGAGAGAGAGAGAGAGAGAGAGAGAGAGAGAGAGAGAGAGAGAGUACGAGUACUUUUAUAACGAACCGGAAGGGACCAUGAUCAUUAGUUCGUUAUAGUAGUAGUUCGUUGUACACAUUUGGAAAAACUUGGCCGUUUUCAUUUCCAAAGUCGGCCAUUUUCUCAUGAAUUUUUCUCAUUUAAAACACCUUACAUAUAGUAUACAUAGAGAAUAAUACAUGAGUGGCCGUUAGAUACCAUUUAUCUCACAACGAGUUGUUUUAAAAUGUAUCUAACGAGCGAAAGCGAGUUUGAUAUUUUUUUAAACAACGAGUUGUGAGAUAAAUGGUAUCUAACGGUCACGAAUGUAUUAUUCCAUUUCUUACAUAUACUCAAACACCAGGCUUUAAACAACUUUUAACAUCUUUUUCGACUAAACGUUAUUUACAACCCAUGAUUGUCAGGUUGACUAUACGUCACAAUGUGAUCGAUUUCUAUCGUGUAGUUUUUCAUUGGAUGUAUGGCAAUGGUGACCUGUCAUCAACUAGGAGCAGCCAUUCGUAUGUCUUGAAAUUGUUAACACACGUACAUGAGUAAUCAACCCAUGUGUUGUCAAAAAUAACACAUAGUGUUCUCAUCAAGGGGGGUGUAGGAAACACAUUUAACCGCAAUUUUAUUGUCAACAAUAAACACUUUAAUAUGUUGUGGUCGUGUUUGCUGCACUGCAGUUUUUGCUUUAAAUAACAUUCCAUUUAUGUUCGGUUCGUUGUAUAAUCAACUUGUUUGGCUUGUUUUAAAAGUUAAUUCGUUAUACAUAGUUCGUUCUAUACAUUAAAAUUUAUUUAAAUUGAUUAAUAAUACACACAUGUAUAUAGAGUAAAAAACACACGGGACUUUACGACAAGUUUGUUGUAUGCAGUAGUUUGUUGUAAGCGUGUUCGUUCUAAGUUUACUUUAAUAUAUAUAUAUAUAUAUAUAUAUAUAUAUAUAUAUAUAUUUGUGCGUGUGUGUUUGUGCGCGUGUAUGUACGUACGAGCGCGUAUGCUCGUAUGUAUAAGUAUGCGUAUAUCUAUGUAUGUGUUUGUAAAUGAAACACUUAUUAUUUGUUUAUUCACCGAAUCAGGUUAUGGUAGGCGAUAUAUUCAAUUCCGAUGCAUUAAUUGUUGUUAUGCUAAACGACUAUAUGUGUACAUCUACAUGUAUUUGUUAAUUAUAUAGGCAUAUAUGUAUAUUGAUCAUUUGUUUUAAAUAUCCAGAAAUAUAUGCUGAAUAUUCAAAUAUGCAUACUAAUCAAGUGUCUAUAUGUUUAUAUGUUCGUAUAUAUUGUACAUAUAUUUAUGUUGAUCAAAUAAAGGCGUAUUUUUGUUA